AUGAUCCUGCCUUCCAUUCUGCUGCUCGUUGCCCACACCCUGGGAGCAAAUAUUGAAUGUGGUGUGAGACCCCUGUAUGAUGGCAAAAUUCGAUACUCCAGGAUCAUAGGAGGGCAGGAGGCUGAGGUGGGUGAGUUUCCAUGGCAGGUGAGCAUUCAAGAAAAAGGACAUCAUUUCUGUGGUGGCUCCAUUAUCAGCGAGUGGUGGAUCCUCACCGUGGCCCACUGCUUCUAUUCUGAUGAGAUUUCCCCAUUAGACCUGAUAGUCAUAGCGGGAUCCAGUGACUUAACUACCGCAUCCAUGGAAAUACAGGUCGCCAACAUAAUUCGACACAAAAACUUUCAAAGACUCACCAUGGACAAUGAUAUUGCCUUGUUGAAGCUAGCCACGCCCAUCUAUUUCAAUGACAUGACAGUACCAAUCUGCCUGCCUCUCCAUCCCACCCCUCCCAGCUGGCAUGAAUGUUGGGUGGCAGGAUGGGGCGUAACCAAUUCAGAUGACAAAAGAUCUAUGAAGACCGACCUGAUGAAGGCACCGAUGCAUAUUAUAGAUUGGAAGGAAUGCACAAAGGUAUUUCCAAAGCUGACCACCAACAUGCUGUGUGCUUCAUAUGGUAACGAGAGCUAUGAUGCCUGCCAGGGUGACAGUGGGGGACCGCUUGUCUGCAACACAGAGCCUGGCAAUAAGUGGUACCAGGUGGGCAUCAUCAGCUGGGGCAGGAGCUGUGGGAAAAGAGGCUCCCCAGGAAUAUACACCCUGUUGUCAAACUAUACCCUGUGGAUAGAGAAAAUAGCCCAGAUAGAGGGGAAGCCCCUGGAUGCUAAGCCUAAGAGGGCCGCUGUCAAGAAGAAAAUGAGAGGGCGCAACCAAUCCUCCAAAUGCCCAGCACUGGGCUACCCUCAAAGCUGGCUCCUGUCCUGUCUUCUGCCCUGUGUGUUACUCAGAGCCUUGUCCAACUGGGAAUAA
Messenger RNA from Cricetulus griseus (Chinese hamster), 966 nucleotides. NCBI's taxonomy places the organism in Eukaryota, Metazoa, Chordata, Mammalia, Rodentia, Cricetidae. The record is from RefSeq and is a predicted model, not a curated record.